Molecule: messenger RNA, 5406 nt
Organism: Eriocheir sinensis (Chinese mitten crab)
Lineage: Eukaryota; Metazoa; Arthropoda; Malacostraca; Decapoda; Varunidae
Product: LIM/homeobox protein Lhx1-like
Exons: 7
Coding region: 1230-2432 (400 amino acids)
Biological process (GO): neuron differentiation; regulation of transcription by RNA polymerase II
Cellular component (GO): nucleus
Molecular function (GO): RNA polymerase II transcription regulatory region sequence-specific DNA binding; DNA-binding transcription factor activity, RNA polymerase II-specific
Source: RefSeq, a predicted model, not a curated record
UUCGCUCACUUCACAAUACAUUUAUAGAUUCUGUUUCUAAUUCGUUCGUCUCCACCCUCCCUGAGCCAUUCAUUGGGCCGCUACCUGUGCGCCGCUCUCUAGAUUAAUUGUGUGCGCCGUGAGUCAGGCAGGUUACUGGGACCACCGAUUUCUCUUUAACAAUGGAAACGUGCAAGAUAAAUCAAUGAAACCUCUUUGGAAUCAGUAAAUUUAAGUUUCUCUAUUAUUUAGAGGUACUUUAUUUCUCACAUGGUAUCUGGAAGGUUUUUUUUUGUUGUUGUGUGUUACUGGUGUGUUAGAGGAGUGUGUCAUGAGCGGUGUGUGCAUUGUUUGGGCCUCGCGUCCUGCGGCAGGUGAGUCGCUUGUAUGUCGAGGCAUGUGUCAUGAUCCCCGCAUUAAUGUGUCACCGGACCCCCUGGCCUCCGGGGUCUCCGCCGCCGCCCCGUGGCCCUGACCGCCGCCAAAGUUUGUUCAUCAAGGGGCUGACCCGUCGCGCCGCGCCGCCCUGGCCGGGAGGCGUGGGAGCCGGGCGUCGGUGUCAUCACACACGGGUGACGCGUCGUCGGGUUGUCAUCAUCCUGGAGGUGCCCGCCGCCCCGCGCAGCGCUGUUUGUUUUGAUGGUGACGCUGUUGUGGCGGCUGCGGCGGCGUGGUGGUGGUGGCGGUGGUGGUGGUAGUGAUGCUGCCCCGCCUCCUGCCCCCUCCUCCACCCGCCGCCUCCUCUGCUCUGCUCCUCCGCCCCGCGCCUCGCCUCCCGCCGUCGGCCGCCGUCCAGCCCCGCGACAUGCCUGCCGUGGCGGGGCGCCUCGGAGCCUCGCUGCUCGGGAAGGCUUUGUGAAGGACGGCGCUUAAAUAUUUCCAUGGCCGGGCUAAUUAAUGGUUGUUAUAGUGGGGUGAGAGGUAACAUACAGUGAACAUCGGUGGCUGACAUCUGAGAUGGGCGAGAUAAGAGCGGGUGAUCUUGGCGCUGCGCGGCGGGCCAAUCAGCGGCGGCUCUCACUGAUCUAUGGUACGGUGGGCGGCCCGUGGCGAGGCCCCGCCCCGAGCCGUGGCCUCCGCCGCCCUCACUCCCCUCCACAGUGUGCCUCUCACUGCCCGCCAGGAAGGAGCUUUGUGCUGCGCUGCGCUGCGCCGUGACAUUCGGUAUCUGUGUGAACGACGGCCUGACACUGUCGCCGAGAACUGUGGUCCACGCACCGAGCGGCGCGGCCGUGCAGAGACCAGGCAAGAUGAUAGUGUGUUGUAACAGCUGCCAGAAGCCUAUCACGGGCAAGUUCCUGGUGACGGUGCUGGAGAGGACGUGGCACGCCGAGUGUGUACGCUGCACCGACUGUGGCUGUGCCCUCACCGACAAGUGCUUCAGCCGCGAGGGGAAACUCUUCUGCAAGAACGACUUUUUCAGGCGGUUCGGGACCAAGUGUUCGGGGUGUCUGCAGGGCAUCUCUCCGCAGGACCUGGUAAGGAAGGCCCGCGACCGCGUCUUCCACCUCAAGUGCUUCACCUGCUGCGUCUGCCGCAAGCAGCUCUCCACCGGCGAGGAACUCUACGUGCUCGAGGAAAACAAGUUCGUGUGCAAACAAGACUACAUGAGCGGCAAACUGACAGUGGACCCGUAUGUGAUGAGCGACGAGGAGGAGGACAUCGAGAGUAUGGACACCGGGGACGCCUCGCUCAAGUCCCCGGGCUCCGACUCCACCGCCCUGCACGCCCCCAACACGCCCGCCACCCCCGCCACGCCCUCGGCCACCCAGACCACCGACCUCGACAAAGCCUCAAGCGUCAACUCCCGCGAUGAUGGCGAGGACGAGGACGAGGAUCUGGAGGCUUCUAAGGACGAUGACGACAAGAGGGGGGCCGAGGAGGAGAAGGGGGCUAAGCGACGGGGCCCCAGAACCACCAUCAAGGCCAAGCAGCUGGAGAUCCUCAAGAACGCCUUCAACAAAACGCCCAAACCCACGAGACACAUCCGCGAGCAGCUGGCCAAGGAGACGGGCCUUCCGAUGCGGGUCAUACAGGUGUGGUUCCAAAACAAGAGGAGCAAGGAGCGGCGCAUGAAGCAGCUCUCCACCAUGGGCAUGCGCGCGCACCUCUUCGGCAACCCAAGGAAGCUGCGUGAUCUGCCCCUGGGGAUGGAGGAUGGCUACGGCUUCUUUCCCGGCUACAGCGGUUUCCCAGGACAGCAGUUCCCCGGCUACUUCGGUCCCCAGCAGCCCAUGGGAUACCCGCACAUGGGCCCCGGCAUGGAGCAGCCCCUGCCCCCCGGCGGACCCAUGGGGGGCGCUGAGUUCCCCGGGAUGCCUCCCAUGGCCGCCAUGAUGGGGGAGGCCUUUCCCCCCCACCCACCCAUGACCUCCCCCUCCGACGACGUCUCUGUGCAUGGAGGUCCCGGAGGCUUCAGUGACCACCAGAGCUCAGAGAUCCUGGCGUGGUAACCUGGGCUGACCUUGACCUGACCUGACCUGACCCCCACCAGCCGCCGCCGCCACCCUCCAACACCACCACCAUCACCAAAAACAACAAGAACAAUAAUAAUGAAAGUGAUAAACGAGGAAAACAAACAAACUAACCACCAAAGAGGCCGCCGUGGAACCAUCUUUUGUUUAUUUUAUUUCUCUGUUGCGUCAAAAAAAUGUCUGACGUAACAAGAGAGGCUGUUUUUUUGUGUGUGUUUUUUUGUUGUUGUUUUCGUUAUGUGCGGCUUUGAUUUUUUUUUUUCUUGGCAUGUUCUUUUGCGUGUGUUUCAUCUGUUUACUGCUGAUGAAACUUUAUCCAGGAUGUUGUUAAGUGUCUCCUUUCUUUAAGUUUCAGCUUGUAAAGAUAUGAAAAAAACGAAAAUAUGAAGAAAACGAAAAAGAAAGUGAGAAAAAAGAUACAAGUAAACUCCGGUGUGUGUGUGUGUGUGUCAAACAAAGGGGGAAAAGAAAAAGAAGAAGAAAGAGAAGGAAAAGAGGAAGGAGGAGAAGGAGAAGGAGAAGAAAGACUGCAAGGAAUAGGGAAAGGAAGAUUAUAUUAUUAUUAUUAUUAUUAUUAUUAUUAUUAUUAUUAUUAUUAUUAUUAUUAUUAUUAUUAUUAAUCUUAUUCAGUAAAUGUCGUCCAUAGAUGUCAGUGUAAAGGGGAGGAGCAAGGGAGGGACGGGGCGGGGAGGGACAACACGCUGCUACCUGGCCUGGAUUUACUAAAGGGUCAGUUUUAUAUCUAACUCAACAUUUUUUUUGUCUUUUUUUUCGUGGAUCCAUUCUUUCAAACACCACUGGAGUCGGUCCGUGCCCUGUACACCUCAAGAAAACGUACACGGUAGGUUUACACGCAGUCCUGUAUGCACGUAUGUAUGUAUGUUUGUGUGUACGUAUACGGUGUUAGAUGUGUACGUGGAAAAGGUAAAGAAAUUAUGUACGUGUAAAUUUUUGUACACGUCAUUGUUUCCAAAUUAAUACACGGUAACUUUGUAUGUGGUAAGGAAAGUAGAGUUGGUGUACACACACACACACACACACACACACACACACACACACACACACACACACACACACACACACACACACAGUAGGUCUAUCGUAGGAGGUAACUUCGUGUACGUGGUUGAUGCACACGUCGCCAUGUGUAAGCCUAUCGUGUGUGUACGUCAACUCAGCCGUGUGCACAUUCAAUCACGCCUAUGUGUACGCACGUUCUUGGCUGUGUACGGUAAUCAAAACACUAAAAGAUUUCUAUGAACAAUUAAAUAAAGAAGUAAAAUCAACCGCAAUAUAUAAACUCAACAACAAUAAAAAUAAUAAUAAUAAUAAUAAUAAUAAUAAUAAUAAUAAUAAUAAUAAUAAUAAUAAUAAUAAUUCGUGCUAACAACGCAUUAAACUCCAUAUUUAAUGAUACAUUCCAAGACUAAAAUUUAUGCGGUUCAAUAUUCAUUUGAACCUCUAUAUUUGGUGUUAAAUCAUCCUUAAUCCCUUUAUAUGGUGUUGAAUCCUCUUUAAACCUUCAAAAGGAAUUCGAUCCUAAGCUGAAGUUGCUAAGGGUUCAGGGCACGGACUCCAGGAGGAUUGUCUACAGGGAUCAUCUCGUACCUGCUCGAUCCUCCUUUUAGAGCGCUGGAUCACCUUUCGUCCACUUAGAAAAGGGUUCACAUUCCUGAUAUACAUAUACAUAUAUAUUGCUAUGAACUAUUUAUAAGGACGGGGCAAUGGGGAUCACGGGGAUGGGUUGGGGAGGGUCGGGGUGGGGAGGAUGGGGGUGUAUAUAGAUGUAUAGUCUGUUGUAGGAAAAACAAACUCCAUUUUUUUUGUCCUUUUUUUCAUUUUCUGUGAGUUGUAGAUAGAGUUCCAAAAUUUUACGAUCGUGUGUAGCUUCUUACGUUCGAGUUCGUCAUUCUAUUCUCUCUAUGUCCGUCUAUUUCCUCUUUGUCUUUCUUUCCAUUAUCUAUUUUCUUCUGUAGGGCGGUCGGUCCUUCUUCACUACCACUACUCCUCUCAUUAUUACGAUUUCCCUCUGUUCAUUAUCACCGUUGGAAGUAAUAAUGUGUACGUAUGCUGUCUCGGUUUGGCGCUUUGAGUAGUAACAGUCGCGGAUUAUAAGAAUCACUAACGUAAUAUCUAAGGUGUUCUCCCGUACUGAUGUGUCGCCACGCUCCGCCCAGCGACCUCGCGCGCGCUGGGCAGGACGGGGCCGAGAAGAAAGAAAACGCAUCCUUCUUUCCCGUUUUCUACCCCCUCGACUCCCAUUUUCUAUCGUUUUGUUUGGUCUUAUACUCGCGAUAACUUGAGUUGCCUUUUAAGUUUACGAGUGUAACGAGGAUCAGAGCUUCAUUAAUGCAUAACACACAGAGUCUGACGAUGCCCGCGCCACCAGGAACCUUGGAAAAGAGAAGAGGAGAAAAAUAAAGUCACCGCUGAAAGAAAGAAGGAAGAAAAAAUAUAUAAGUUUACCUCUGAUUGGCCUUCCGCGCUCCGAGCUGGUUCACUCUGCCGAUGGUUAGUAAUUACAAGACAUAACUUCUCGCCAUCUCAAGGCCGCUAGAUAAACAUUGGAAUUUACAGAGCGAAAUGGAAGUUAAUAGCAAGGGCGGGAAAUUUUAAAGGAAACGGUAGGAGCGGCCUCCAUCACCGGCCCAAUAGCUUAAUAAGAGAAAUUUUGUGACAGUGACAGUUGGCUCCAUUUUUCCAAGAUUUCUGGUGCGUGUUGAGGCGGAGGAAGAAAUGACUGACAGCGAAGGAGGAAGGGAGGAGGGAAGCAUUGCCGGUGAUCUCUCUCCUCCUCCUUGGCUUGUUAAUUUGCGGUCUGAAGUUAUUUUUCUUUAUUCCUAUUAUUUUUUUUACAUAUAUUUUUCUCAUUAUAUGUGAAUCUGUGAUAUCAAUUAUUUGUUAUAUCUCCAGUGACACUUUUUUGUAAUAAAACUAACGAAAUGAACAAAUA